Molecule: messenger RNA, 627 nt
Organism: Rhinocladiella mackenziei CBS 650.93
Lineage: Eukaryota; Fungi; Ascomycota; Eurotiomycetes; Chaetothyriales; Herpotrichiellaceae
Exons: 3
Coding region: 1-627 (208 amino acids)
Source: RefSeq, a predicted model, not a curated record
AUGAACGUCGCUCCCCAUGGCAUGAUCCGGACCGAGUUUCAAAAUAUAGAGAGGGCAGCGGCAAGCGAAAUAUUUCAAAAUCAGCACUUGCGGGCCAUUUCACAGGCAGGAGCCAUGACGCGAACUAUUCUAGGUUUGGAGAAGGCGGGAAAGGAUCUAACCACGUAUCUCGAGGGACUCGCACUCCAAAUCGAAGACCAUUUGGACCAUCUCACCAGGAUUGAAGAACCCUUGCGACGACUUUUCAUUGCCGAAACACUGAAGAUACAAACCAGUUCAAUUGUCCAAUCUGCUCAAGACAAACGAGACACUCAAGAAGUCGCAUUAUCGAGCCAAGUAUCGAACUUUCGCAAACUAAGAAGGAAAACUAUUCUAGCCAAAUUAUGGGAUGACUGGGAAGACAUCCAGGGAGAACUUGUAUGCCUGGCGGCAGAAGUGUUUGGCCAGGAGAACAUUACCAUUGUGGAAGCUGAAGAUGAGGACAUGAAAACUGGCCAGAAAGAAAGGCUUGAUAAUGUGUUCAAGUCCGCUCAGAGAACUUGCCAGGAAGAAAAUAAUGCCCACCGAACUCUGGAACGAGAUCUCGACCGCUUUGGGGGGGAUAUGGGCGAAGAAGACAAUGGAUGA